Messenger RNA from Cladocopium goreaui, 724 nucleotides. The record is from the annotation of a GenBank genome assembly. Lineage: Eukaryota; Dinophyceae; Suessiales; Symbiodiniaceae.
CAGACGCAUUUGUGUUUUCUUCUCGUCAUCGCUGCCACAAUGCCGGUGAUUUGCAUCGGUCCUAUCUGCAUUCCAUGGUCGGUGAUUCCAGCGAUCGUGUUCUUCCUCUGGAAGUUUGCCAAACCACUUCUGCCAAAGGAGUGGGCUCAAAGCAUUGAGAAUCAGAUGACAAAGUUCAUGGACUACUUGCGAGACUUGGGGGUACCCGGCUUUGGGAAGAAGAAGGCGGGCAGCACCAACGGUGCCAGUGGCCCCGUGAAGUUUGGGGAGGUCGGCCAUUUAGCCUCUGCAGAACAGUUGGCUGAGCUGCAGCAACGGUCGAAGCAGGAGUCUUGGGCCUUGGUCCUCGACUUCACCGCUCCUUGGUGCAAGCCCUGCCAAGCCAUUAAGCCACGCUUCCAGGAGCUUGCUCGUCAGUAUCCUCAGGAUUGCUUCCUAGAGGUGAACGCUGACGAUUUGGAUGACGUAACGGCCAAGUGUGGUGUCAUGGGGCUUCCAACCUUUCAGAUCUAUCGAAACGGUGAGCAGGUCACCAGCAGCACAGGUCUUGAUGAAGCCGGUCUGGUAAAGCUCUUGAGUGAUCAUCUUGGACCCGUGGGCACCAAGAAGGGACAGUGAGGUGAAGCAGCUUUUGGUCAACCAGACCAGCGGAGCUGAAUGGGCGGAAGCACGAGGAAAAUCCUCAAUGAAAAACACGCGCGCUGAGCAGUUCGGCUGCGCAAAA